Messenger RNA from Gossypium raimondii (Peruvian cotton), 783 nucleotides. Its product is annotated as mitochondrial outer membrane protein porin of 34 kDa. Gene Ontology annotation, cellular component: mitochondrial outer membrane. Bases 1 to 783 code for a protein of 260 amino acids. The record is from RefSeq and is a predicted model, not a curated record. Lineage: Eukaryota; Viridiplantae; Streptophyta; Magnoliopsida; Malvales; Malvaceae. Gene Ontology annotation, molecular function: voltage-gated monoatomic anion channel activity. Gene Ontology annotation, biological process: monoatomic anion transmembrane transport. The transcript is spliced from 5 exons.
AUGGGUCUUCUUCUCUUCCUUCUCUCAAUGUUUCUUCUCCCUCUCCAAGCAAUUACCUUUGCCGGAAUGAAGAAAUGUGAUCUUUUCUUGGCUGAUGUUAAUACCCAACUGAAGUUUAGGAAUGUUACAACUGAUAUCAAAGUAGACACCAGCUCCAAUGGGUUACAACUAUUUACCACAAUAACAGUUGAUGAACCUGCACCCGGGCUAAAGACAAUCUUUGGCUUCAAAGUCCCUGAUCAGAGGUCUGGCAAGAUUAAACUCCAGUAUUUGUAUGAGUAUGCUAGGAUAAGCUCAAGCAUUGGAUUGACUACCAACCCAAUAGUUAACUUCUCGGGUGUGUUUGGAACAAAUGUUCUUGCACUAGGUACCGAUAUCUCAUUCAACAUGAAGUUUGGGAAUUUCACCAAAUGCAACGCGGGAUUGAGCUUCACCAAUGCAGACCUCAUUGCUUCUUUAGCUCUACAUGUGGUUAUGAAUGAAAAGGGUGAUUCAGUUAAUGCAUCUUACUACCAUAUUGUGAAUCCAUCGACCAACAUUGUUGUUGGUGCUGAGGUCACCUAUAGCUUCACUACCAAUGUGAAUACCAUCACCGUGGGUACACAAUAUGCAUUGGAUCCGUUAACCACAAUCAAGGCAUGGGUGAACAAUGCCAGCAUGGUAAGCGCUCUCAUCCAACACGAGUGGCUCUCGAAAUCCCUUUUUACCAUUUAUGGAGAGGUGGAUACAGAGUCCAUCGAUAAGAGCCCCAAGGUCGGGCUUGCAUUGGCACUCAAACCUUGA